Molecule: messenger RNA, 4816 nt
Organism: Odocoileus virginianus texanus
Lineage: Eukaryota; Metazoa; Chordata; Mammalia; Artiodactyla; Cervidae
Gene: ZNF346
Product: zinc finger protein 346
Molecular function (GO): zinc ion binding; double-stranded RNA binding
Source: RefSeq, a predicted model, not a curated record
CCACAUCUCGCGAGAUCAAGAUACAUGAGCGGCUAUCGGCCGGUUAGGGCUUGCGGGGAAGAUGGAGUAUCCUGCAUUGAGCACGGUGGAGAACGCGGACAGCGGCGGGGCCCGGUCGUACAACAAUUCGGAGGAGCGGGAGGGCCGGGAACCGGAUGGGCUGCGCUUCGACCGCGAGAGGGCGCGCCGCCUCUGGGAAGCAGUGUCCGGGUCGCAACCAGUAGGGAGGGAGGAAGUGGAACACAUGAUCCAGAAGAACCAGUGUCUCUUCACCAACACCCAGUGUAAGGUUUGCUGCGCCUUGCUCAUUUCUGAGUCUCAGAAGCUGGCACACUAUCAGAGCAAAAAACAUGCGAACAAAGUGAAGAGAUACCUAGCAAUCCAUGGAAUGGAGACACUAAAGGGGGAAAUGAAGAGGCUAGACUCAGAUCAGAAGAGCAGCAGAAGCAAAGACAAGAACCAGUGCUGCCCCAUCUGUAACAUGACCUUUUCCUCCCCUGUCGUGGCCCAGUCGCACUACCUGGGGAAGACCCACGCAAAGAACUUAAAGCUGAAGCAGCAAUCCACUAAGGUGGAAGCUCUGUCGAAACGCCUUACAAACCCUUUCCUUAUGGCCUCCACCUUAGCCUUGCACCAGAAUAGAGAGAUGAUAGACCCAGACAAGUUCUGCAGCCUCUGCCACGCGACUUUCAAUGACCCUGUCAUGGCUCAGCAACAUUAUGUGGGCAAGAAACACAGGAAACAGGAGACCAAACUCAAGCUUAUGGCACACUACGGACGGCUGGCUGACCCUGCUGUCACUGACUCAUCAGCCGGGAAGGGCUACCCCUGCAAGACAUGCAAGAUAGUGCUGAACUCCAUAGAACAGUACCAAGCUCAUGUCAGCGGCUUCAAACACAAGAACCAGUCACCAAAAACAGUGGCAUCACCUCUGGGCCAGAUUCCCGUGCAAAGGCAACCCAUUCAGAAAGACUCAACCACCUUGGAAAACUAAAGGUGUUUCUGUCCAGCAACCCAGGUUGAACCAGCCAUGAGCCAGCUUCCUGUUACUAUGGUCAGCCCUUGGCUCCCUCUUCCUCCUUUCUUACACCUGGAGAAUACACAGGCCUAAGGCAGGAGUAGACCAUAGACAGCCUCUGAUUGGCCCAGGCAAAUCUACUUCUCCUCCUCCCCUUUGGAAUCGGCCUUGUAGGUCAGGGUAAGGGAAGCAGAGAUGUUGACAGGACUUGGGAUUUCCCAGGGUGGUAAUUUGGAGGAUGACCUUUCCCCUUUGUCAGCCCCUCCAGGCUGUAUGUCAUGAGACCCCAGGCCUGUCUUUCCACUAGAGGUCACUUUUGGACCACUCCCUGCAGUUAAAGAACAGAGGUCUCCCUAAGCGCUAGGCAUCUCCAGUGAAACCCGAAAUUUUCACUCCAGGCCUUGGCCUGGGUAGGAAAGGACAGAUGGAAGUGGCUGCCACACGGAGGCUUGGAGUUCAUGUGACACUUCCCGCCCCCCAAAGAGCGUGAGCUUUCUUGAGCCUAGUACCCAAUGCUGGCCAGUUGUCCAGAUUGCUGCCCACUGUGAAGUCUCCUCCUGGAGCAGUGACACAGUCCUGGCAGAGCACUGCUAUCCCUCUUUCCCCUUCUCCACAGUUCCUGAAUGGUGCUAAGGACCUGCAGCAACUGGGGACAAGCUAGAGCCGAAGGAGGCCUCAGUGCCCAGUGGGAUCACAGAAAAUGCCAACAGAGGCCUUUCCCCUCCUCCAUCAGAGGUGCUCUGGCACAGGGUCAUGUGGGAAGGUCCCCACGUAAAAAUUUUCCUGGGUGGCUCUCUCCCUUUAAAGGAAAACUGCCCUCACGCCAGCCGGCUCCGAGGUUGACCGCUGUCCUUCGGCCCUACUGGUCCUCUUGUUCCCCUUGCGCAGUGGACCAUCCUCCCAGGCUGCUGUGGUGCUAGUCCUCCCCCAUCGUCCACUAGGAGAUUCUGGAGACCAAGGAGCAAGAUGGGCCCUUAGAGGAAUAGAAGAGAGAGCUGGUGUAAGCUUCUGCAGUGAGGAAACAGCUAUGUCCCCGACCCCAAAUGUAGGUUUCUACAACACUGCUGUGCUUUAUGGCCUGGGACUUCACUGGGAGUGGACUUUACCUCAUAGCUUUCAAACAGGAGUUCCAUGGAGGGUCACCUUCUGGGUCCCUUCUCACUGGGUCAGAGAAGUCCACAGCUGCUCUCGUGGGCUCCUCCCUCCACUCCCUGUCCCUUCGCCUGUAAAUGCCUUUGUGUAUUGUGUGUGUGUGUGUGUGUGUGUGUGCGCGCGCGCGCGCGUGCGUGCUUAUGCUCUAUCUUUUGGUCACUGAAGCAUCUAAAUAAAGAAUUUCUCCCAUAAGCCAGACUGCAACUCAACAGAUUUGAGAUUUGAAUCGUCUAUCAUGUGUAUCUUUACCCUUUGCUCUGUCCCUGGUCAGACUUCAGCACCCUAAGUAGUGAUUUUAGGAGCUGGGACAGAAACAGAUACCCAAAUUGCUUGGCAGCUCUGUAGAAGUCCUACAGAGUCCAGGUGCCCUAAAUUCAAUACAAGCUUAUCUGCUCCUCUACCUCCCCCUAUCCUGGAGGGCCUCACCGAGGUCUCUAGAAGGUUUAAGCUGGGAGUCUACUUUGUCUGAGAUGAUCGUGUGGCUGCUAUGUGAGAAGGAAUUCAGGGGAGCAGGAAAGGAGAUGUACAGGGAGGCCAAAAUGGACGUGGUGUCCAGUUUGACUCUCUCCAGGCUAGCUCCUUCAGGGCAGAGACCUAGUGUCAUUCAUCUCCAUUCCUCUGAUAGACUGAGUGGUUGGUUUGUCAUGCAGUGUUUGUUGAAUGAAAGAAUGAAUGAAUGAGGACGCAUAAGAAGAGAUGGGCUUUUCCUGCUCAGCUCAUUCAUAGCAGCAGGCUGGUUCCAUGGAACUUGUGAUUCAUGGGAAAACCUUCUCCAUGACCCAGAAGUGAGCUGGGAAAGGAGGGUAUGCAAUGACUUCAGAAGCCUUUUUUGCUUCAGACAGCCAGAUCUGAGCAAGGUGCCCAGGCUGCCUGAACUCCUAUUCUUCACUCAGCAAACUAUUCUUGGGAACCUGCUCUUCACCAACUGGGAAAGGCCCUACACAGCUCUCAGCUUCCAAAGCCUAGACUGCUUUAGCAGUUUUCCCAGAGUCCUUCUACCCCAAGCAAGAUGUCAUGAUCAGCCCCACCUACCAGGCAAAGAAGCAAAGGGCAGAGAGGUGAGUGAGCUGCCCAGAGUAUGAGCCCUUGGCCUGCAGGAUCUCUUAGUCAGGAUUCAAGAGUCCUACGAGCUGUGUGCCCAGCCCUAUUGGCCUGGGGAUGCAGGAAUGAAAAUUCUCUUAGAGCCCUUGGGUAGCUCAAACAGUCAAAGACCAUUAUGGUGAUAGAGGGUUAAGCAUGCUCUGGGAAUGCACAAAGAUGCAGGCACUAACUCAGCCAAGGAUAUGAAAACACUGAAGAAACUGUGAAACUAGCAUUUGAUCUCUAUAACAACCUUUUGAGCUAGGAGAUGAUACUCCAUUUUAUAGAAAAAUAACAAGGUUCAAAAAGGUAUAGCGAUUUGCCUAAGGUCCCACUGCUAAGAGCAAAAUGGAGUGUAGAAUCUGGUUCUCUAGAUUCCUUGUCUUUACAAACAAGGACCAAAGUACUUCCCCCAUGACCCCUGGGCCUGCCUCACUCAUCUGGCAGGGCCACGGUCUCACAGAGUGAGUAGCCACUCGGCAGGAGCGGCAGCGGCACCAUCAAAAUGAGAUUGGACAAGGCUCUAUGGUUAUUUUAUAAUCCCAGCCCCUUUCCCUUCUCAUAAUUUUACCCAAGAUUCCUGGUGUAUUAGACUCUAGUUGUAACUGUAAGAAACUUAAAGUGAUUAUCUAAAAGAAGAAAUUUAUUGAUUCUCCAGAUGAAACAACCUUGUACAGGGAUGGCUAGAUUCAGGUUCUGACACAGUCAUCUCACUGGGUUGCCCUGUGUGGCCUCUUUCCUGGGCGGACUUUCUCCAGAAGGUGGAGACAGCCUCUGGCAGCUUCAGGUUUAUAUCCUAAUAGGUUGGUAACUGCAAUGGAAAGAACAUCUUUUUCUUGGUACCAGUAAAAAAUGCUGGGAUUGACUCAUUAGCCCAUCUGGAUCUGUUCCCAUCCCUAAACCAGUCGCUGCAGCUAGGAAAAAUGGUCCUCUGGGCACCUGGAAAGGAGUGAGUCCCACCUACAACACACUGACCGAAAGAGGGAGAGAUGUGCUUGCGUCAAAGAAGAAAGUGCAGAGCUCCCUCCAUCCCAAGGGAGAAGAGUGGAUGUGAAGGGCAAAAAUAACUGUUGUUGUCAGCCAUAUUCAGAGAUUAUCUUUGCUUGAUCAUGCUUUUCUAACGUUUUGAGAUACAGCAUACAUUCAAUAAUGUGAGACAAAUUUUUUAGAGUACAGUUUGAUGAGGAUAGUGUAUCCAUAUGGUCAGUCGGCCUCCAGAUCAAGAUAGAAAACAUCACCAGUCCCCAGAGGCUGGCCUUGUUUCCCUUCUUAGUCAGUAUCCCACAGAAGCAAACACUAUCUUGACCUGUCUCACCGUAGAUUUGUUUUGCUUGCCCUUCAAUUUUAUAAAAAAGGAUUCAUCCAUGUAUCCACUUGUGUUCAAUAUUAUGUAUAUGAGAUUCAUCCAUGUUAUUGUGUGUAUCAGAAGUUCAUUAAAAAAAAAGUUUACUUCCUGCUGUAUAGUAGUCCAUUAUAUGAAUAUACCAUAGUUUACCCAUUCUACUGCUAAUGGACAAUUGGGUUUCUAGUUUUGAACUAUUGUAAAUAAAGCCACUAUAAAAAAUU